AUGACAAAGCAACCUCAUAAAUCAAAGGUUAAUAAAAAGCAUACAAACUAUAGUCUAGAAGAUGAUGAUGAUGACUUUGAAGAACCUAUUAGAAAUUUGAUAGUCAAAAGAGGUGAAAACACAAGAAAAAGGCCAAGUACUACAACUAACCAAGAUGGUGAAGACUUUGAACCAGUAAAAAAGAAACAAUCGAAAAACGAAAAGCAGAUGCAUCCUAUCGAGGGGAAACGGAAGGUUACCGAUGCAGAACCUUUUAGGUCAGAACCAAGACCGUUCUAUCAUUAUCAUCAUGAUGCAAUAAGCCUACGGUGCAGUCCUUCAGGUUUUUUGGAUACAGUUAAGCACUUUACUGAAGCGCAGGUGGCGGAUGUGAAAAGCAUUGGAUUUGGUGAUGUCCUUAAUAUAAAGCUUUAUCAUAUAAGCACACGUUUAGGGUAUUGGCUCGUACGAAACUAUGACGAGCAAUACAGCACACUAAACAUAGGAAAUCACAAGAUAAAAAUCACCCGAGAUUCAGUACAUGACGUGUUUGGUAUUCCAAAGGGUAAUGUUAUUGUACGAGAAAAAAAUAAGCCUAGAAAAGGAGCAAUAGUGGAGAAAAAUACGGCUACUCAAGGCGCAGAAACAACCAUAGAUGAGUUCAAAAACCAGUGGCCAGACAGAAACAAAAUUACUCAUACUUUGCUUGCAAGAACUAUGUCAGAGCAAACCACUGGCGGACGAUUAUUCAAGCUAAAUUUCCUAGCCUACUGGAACACUUUGUUUGUAGAGAUAACAAAGUCAACAACUGUUAAACAAAGUUUUCUACUUGCAAUUGACAAAGAGGAAGACAUUCCAAAUCUGGACUGGUGCUCCUUCGUUUUAGAAUCGCUGAAACGAACAAGACAAGGUUGGAAAAAGUUAGACUCACAAUACAAUGGCCCGGUUGCAUUCCUAACGCUUCUAUACAGCCAUUAUUUCAACCAAAGACACAAAAUUUUCGAUGAACCUGUCAAAAUGCCUGUCAUACAUUAUGUAACCUCUGGUAUGAUCGACGACGUGGAAGAAUAUUUAUACAACAACGGGCCGCUAGGUGUUGAAGAUUGUGAUGAAGUGGAAGAAGACGAAGGAGCAAAUGAUAAUCGCCAGGAUCAACCACAUGUUACUGCCUCGCGCAUAAAUGGCAAUGAUCAUCAAAAUCAAGAGGCUACGACCGCACCAUUCGAAAUCCCACCAUUCGAAAUCGUAAAAGAAAACACAUCGACGGUGUACACUGACCUUUUCGAUGACAACAUCCCGAUACACGAGGCAGCUGCGGUACAAGAAAACCUCACCGAAUUCAAUACAUUAGAUGAUAUGGAAGAUACGGAUGAGUACAUGAUACCACCAGUGGAUACGACACAUGUCUACAACAGAAGAAACCUGACUGGAAACCUGGAUGGGGAGGAUCCGAUUGACGAAGGAGACAUACCAUCAAAUACGGAUUGGUUUGACGGGUGGAAUCCGAAUGAACAUAUUUCAGACAUGAAUUUAGAUGAAAUGGACAUAGGGACACAAACGCAAAAAGAGAUUGACUACUGCAGCACUCCAGUUCAACUAACCGGGGUGAUCUAUGAUCAUGCUGCGUGGGAAGCCUCGAAAAAAAGUAAAAAGGUGUUGUUGAAAACAAUGGACAAUAAUAUAAAGAAAUACAUUUCUCUUGUUUCGGAUAUGAAUGCUCUCGUUAAGGGUGUAAAGGAGAAGUUUUUCUGGGAUGUUGAAAUUAUGGAAAGGUGUAAAAGAUGGAAUGAUGCGGUUAAAAAUUCCGUUUCUACGGAUACAGUUUCGAUACCUGCUGAAGUAAGCUAUGCUGGUGAUGAGGUGGUUCAAAACAAAGUCGGACAAUGUGGCGAAACAAAUCAAGAGUUAGAGGGCGAUGGAGAUGCAAAAUUGGAACAUCAAAACACGGUGAAAGAUAAAGGAUGUGACGAUGUUCAUAAUACCCCAUUUGAUGAUGGUGGUAUUUCGGACUCGUGCCUGGCUGCCUUACAAACCAUCGAACCAGGCGUAUACAGGCAGACUACAGAAGUGGCGCAAGCAGAUGUGGUGAACAACAUGGGCCAACCUGUAAAUUUGGCAGAGUGCAGUCAACAACAAGCACAUAAACAGAAUACAAUAACCGACGGCUAUGAUAAAGAUAAGCCUCCGACAACAUCAGCUGAUGAACCUGCUGAAGUGACCGAAGCAGAAAUGCAGUCUGUUGAGACACUUUUAAAAUUGGCUCCAAUCCUGCAAACAUCAAGUGCGGGUAAUCAAAAAACUCCUGUGUCAGCGAACACAAAUAAAACGGAUGACGAGAGGCAUACACAGCUAGUAACAACGCGAAUCAAGAUGAUCAGGGAAAAGAGGGAAAAGCGGCUGGCAGAACUAGGUGACGCAUAUAGAUCGCCUUACUGCAACAGGGUAACCAACCUAUAUGAGCCACUUUUGGUACGUGACCAAAACAUCAUCUGUUAUCUCUUAGCUCCGAUGGGAGAUAUUGGGACAUUGAUAUACAAGUCUGACAGUGGAGUCGAAGCGCUUAAAAUCAUAUUUGAAACCUUCCACCCAUCGCAAUACAUAUCAUAUGGUGGAAUGGACACAUUUGUAGAUGUUUUAAACUUUGAAGAGAAAAAAAGGGACAGAAAAUCAUCACCCUACAGGCUGUUCUUACCAACUACAAUAUUGGUAAGUUUUCCAACAUUAAUCACGCAAAGGUUGGAAAAUUAA
Messenger RNA from Helianthus annuus (common sunflower), 2727 nucleotides. RefSeq lists its product as uncharacterized. NCBI's taxonomy places the organism in Eukaryota, Viridiplantae, Streptophyta, Magnoliopsida, Asterales, Asteraceae. The transcript is spliced from 6 exons. The record is from RefSeq and is a predicted model, not a curated record. Bases 1 to 2727 code for a protein of 908 amino acids.